UGGAUUUAUAUUGAAAAUAAUGAAAACAUAGAGCCGGGUAAAUAUUUCCGGCAAAUCGAAGAAGCGGAAAAAAGGGAAAUUUAUUUGGAGAAUUUAGAGAAGCUUAAAGAGAGUGUUGGAGUGUUUAAAAAUGCUGUGGAUGGUAUUAUAAAUAAAAUUGAGAAUUUUAAGAGUAGAAACAAGUUAAUUGACAAUAAAUUAUGUACACAUGAAAAAGUUAAAAAUUGGUUGAAAAAUUAUGAUAGUAAUGAUGAAAUGACUCGAAUUGUAUUAGAAGAGAUUGCUCAAUGUGAAGAGAUGAUGGAGAAAAACAAAGAUGUCAAAAAGGGAAAAAGAGCUAGAUAUUUUCAGAAAUUCUGUGGGUGUUUGGGACCUUCUACUUCUUAUGAUGAACAUUCAUCUGGUGGACAUUCACCUCCUCCAAAGCAUCCAAAAACACCCGAAGAUUUAAUUAAUUUAGUGAUUGAAUGUAAAGUGUUUAUUAGAGAUUUACAUUCUGAGGGUGCAGAAGGCUCUUUGAUUGAUAUAUUCUCUUUUAUGGAUAGUGAUCCUAACAUGAAUGAUUUAAAAAACAUUUUUGAAUUGUCAAAAAUACAAACUGAAAAAUUGGACCAAGCUAUUUAUAAAAGAAUUUAUGAGGAACACAAGGAAGGAAUCAAAAAUAAACACGCAGUUGUGCAGGGGGCUGGUCCAGUCGGUUUAUAUGCUACCUACAAACUUUUUAUGGGUAAUUUUCUGUUUUUGAAAAGUUCUGGUCUAAAGAUAUUGAGGAUAAUAACGCAAAGGCAUAACUUGCUCAAAUUAUUUUACGAAUCUUAA
Molecule: messenger RNA, 819 nt
Organism: Meloidogyne enterolobii
Lineage: Eukaryota; Metazoa; Nematoda; Chromadorea; Rhabditida; Meloidogynidae
Source: the annotation of a GenBank genome assembly